Messenger RNA from Anneissia japonica, 3058 nucleotides. RefSeq lists its product as uncharacterized. The coding region runs from base 114 to 2252 and encodes 712 amino acids. The record is from RefSeq and is a predicted model, not a curated record. The transcript has a single exon. Lineage: Eukaryota; Metazoa; Echinodermata; Crinoidea; Comatulida; Comatulidae.
GCAACCAACAGGCAGAGCAUAAAUCAGUAAUCAUCAUAUCAGUAUGGUUGUGUUAUUAAUUAGAUAUUACAUAUACUGUUUGUUAACCUAAUGAAGGCAAGUAAAAUUCAACCAUGACAGACCAAAAAAACAUACAUCAAGCAAUGGACAAAUUUGCCUAUGAAAUCAUCAGACUAGAAAUGAAUGGCAGAUUGGAUAGAAUUUCAUCAUCUAGGAUCACCCAUAAAGUGUUUGAACAAUUAUCAAUAUGGCUUGAUUGGCCAUGGCAUGUGGACUUAGUUGGAAGUAAACAAGAAGGUUUUCCUAUUUCGGCCACAAGUGAUGGGGACGCGAUGGUAUGUAUUAAAGCAUUCCCAAUAGUAUUGUGGAAAUCUCAAGAAAAAGAAAAUACAUACGUAAUUGCUGAGCAAGAUCCAAAUCAGCAUGUGUAUCUGAGGCUUAAGGUAGUUGACAGAGGAUGUCUGGAUAAGGAUUUCAUUAGUAUAAUUAAUAAGGAUGGAUAUUUGAAAACCAGCGAUUUCAUAAAAGUUAAUUAUCCAUAUGAACCUUUGAAUAAAGGGGAGGACUAUAAUAUUGAGAUGAGACAUGGCCCCUCAAUAGCAGGAGAAUACAAUUCUGAAUUUCUGGAUCUUUCAACAUGUCCCACAGACACAGUACCUUGCUUGAAAUGUCAAUCAUGGCCUCCUUUCACAAGCAACUUUUUUACCAGAAUAAGGCAGGUCAACUGGCCAUCACAGAAGUUGUUAGACAAGGUCAAAGGUCUAGAAUGUCAUGUAGUUCCUGUUGGGUAUCCAGGUAGCAAGUCAGAUGAUAUUGAAUGGAGGUUGUCAUUUAGCAUAGCUGAGAGAGAGCUGGUUACUGAAAUGUUUGAGCCACAUGCUAAUUGCAUGCUUGCCCUGAAAUUAAUUAAGAAAAAGUACAUCGUAUACAGUGAUGCAGAAAAACCAACACCAUUCUGCUCAUAUUUCAUAAAGACCGCUUGCUUGUGGAUGUGUGAAACAUUUUCACACAUAGAUUACAGUGUCAUGGAUUUAAUUAGAAAAGUUCUAGAUUGGCUCAUUGACUGCUACCAACAAAAAGAUCUACCGCAUUAUUUUAUUCCCCAACAUAACUUGAUCGGUCAUCUGUCAAGAGAAUGUUGUGAUAACGUAAAAGAAAAAUUGACAGCAGUUAAGAGAAAUCUUUGGACGAAAGUGUUAGGAAGUGUUUAUGGUGGUAUUCAUGGGCACGUGGCAUUAAAAUGCAUGUGUGAUGCAUUCAAGAUUACAAUAGACAAUGGAGAUGUAGCACUGGAGAGCAAACUCUUAAUCUACUCAAAGGCUAUAGAGGUAAUUAUUGAAUACAUAUGUUCGUAUUUACACUCAUCCCUUUGUUCACAAGUGAAUUACGAAUUACAAGGUUACAACCAUCCUUAUAUAACUAAUUUCCUUUUGAACUUCAUGACUUGGAAUCCUUUGAUAACUCUCAGUAUUCCAGAAAGAGUCAUAUUACCAAUUAUUGAGCAUAUUGAAGAAAUAUUGCCGAAAGGAUAUGGGGAAAUGUUCAAGACAAGUUUGUAUAGAUACUUAGGCGAUAUUUAUGCUCAUUUAUUGGUAAGCUUAAGAAACAGUGACGAUGAAGCUCCAGCUCGAUCACUCUAUCAGACUAAGCUAUUGCAUUACUAUAACCUAGGAAGUGAAAUGGUUUUUCCUGACAAUUGCAGUGACUAUGGUAUAGGUGGUCGAGUCCUUGUAAUACAAUAUCACUAUAUAAUGGAGAAAUACAAAGAAUUGAAGCAGAUGUGUGACUCUAUACUACUGGAUUCUUGUCUCAUAGAAAACAACUGUAGGCUUAGUAGUCGAAUUAUUUUACAGGUAGAUUCACCACGCCCUUCUAGGUCAAGCCCGUUUAGUGGCUGGGCUGUUGAUGAAAUUUUCCUUUACUGUGUCAAAUGUUCCAAUAAAAUGACACUUGUUUGUCAUCCAAUCAUGAUUGUUCUUUAUAUUAAAGCCAGGGUAUUACUUACUGAGGGAGACAUAGCGAAUACAUUGAAUCUUGUGACACAUAUUAAGGAAUGUAAGGAUAAGAUGCAAUAUUUUUAUCAUGAGACCACCAACAUGUUUAUAACAAUCAUUGAAAGUCUAGUAGGCCUUCUUGGUAUAUUGAGAAUAAUAUGUGUCAAAGACAAGCCAAAGCAGUUACUCGUCGCAAAAAAUAGAUUUUUAGUUAUUAAUACAGUGUUCAACAGUAAAAGGAGAGAUAUAAAAUGGUAGAGAAGAAUCAUUAAAAUCCGAAAUUUUGUUAUGAAGUUAAAGUAAUUUAAAUACACAGGUGUUAAAAGAACAAUAUUUGAGAAAUCAGCCUUUUAAGUAUAUGAUUUCAGGAAUUUCCAAAUCGAUAAAAAUUGUUGUUUUAACAUUGAAAAUGGAGAAAAUGACAGCAUAGCAUGAUUAUUAAUAUAUAGAUAGGGUUAGUUUAGCGCAAGAUUUUAAAAAAGUUGACAUUCCAGCAUGUUUUGGCCAUUUUCUCUAAAACAGAAUUUGCGACGAGUGACUGGUUUUGCUUGUCUUUGCCACAUUUACUUUUUGAAUUUCCAAACAGCUCCAACAGCAUUUAGAUUAGAAAGGUCCUUCCACUGCUGUAAAUCCCAGACUUAACAGCAAGAUUUUGGCUGUCGAGAUCCAGGCCUAGCAAUGGAUAGAAGAUAUGCCUAUUCUGAAAACACCAGAAGCGGGACAUACUGUAACUCCGGCAUUAAAUUAACAAAGAUAGAAUGUAAAAUGCAGACAUAAUGUACACAUAGGGACUAGCCUAAAACAUAAAGAGGUGUAAAUUUAUAAAUAAGUCAAUAUAAUGAAUGUAUGUGUAAUUAAUCUCAUUAAUUUACACUUACAAAAAAUCAGGCUUAUACCACAGGGGGAAAUUUGACUUGGAAUGAUUUAAAGUUAUUUGUCAUUAAAAAAAAAUUCCUGAUGUAUAAAACAUCGUAUUAAAUUAUUGCUCAGUACAGUGUAUUGUUAUACAGUAAGUAGGGUACGGACAGUGGAAUAUCUAGGCACCUCCCUCCAACAAUUACUUG